Triticum dicoccoides is the source of this 1194-nucleotide messenger RNA. Its product is annotated as homeobox protein HOX1A-like. Gene Ontology annotation, biological process: negative regulation of gene expression, epigenetic. The transcript has 5 exons. Bases 1 to 1194 code for a protein of 397 amino acids. Gene Ontology annotation, cellular component: nucleus. Gene Ontology annotation, molecular function: chromatin binding; DNA binding. NCBI's taxonomy places the organism in Eukaryota, Viridiplantae, Streptophyta, Magnoliopsida, Poales, Poaceae. The record is from RefSeq and is a predicted model, not a curated record.
AUGGACAAAAGUAAUACAUCUGGCUAUGCUGAGGACAUUACCGAGACUCAGAAAUAUGCAAACCCUGAGAGAGCCAACAGGGGAAGUUUUCCUUUUCCACAUACAACCCUAUUGGGGGAAAGGAAAACUUUCAAAAGGGCGGCAAACAGGGGAAGGAAAUACUCCUGGGCAACGUCAAGUAGAACAUAUCAUUUGAGAUCAUCUGACAGUGCCAGGGUUCUUCGUUCUAGAUCAGUUGCAGAUAAGUCGCCUAGUGACGCUAUGCAAACUCAAAGAGAAAGAGCCGUGAAGAAGCCAACUGGCGACCCUGUGGACACUCCCCUAAAGCCAACUGCUAAAAGAAUAAGAAGGAAAAAAACAACAGAGAGUGGACCAGACGAUGAGUUAUUGAAAAUUCCGAAGGGGAUUAGAUACUUUUUGAAUCGGAUAAACUUUCAGCAAAGUUUUCUUCAAGUGUAUGAGAGUGAAGGCUGGAAAAAUCAAAGUUUGGAAAAGAUAAGGCCGGAGAAGGAGCUUGAACGAGCCAAGGCAGAGAUCAUGCGGUGCAAAUUAAGAAUACGAGAAGCUUUCCAGAAGCUUGAUAAUCUUCUAACUGUGGGGAAGCUUGAAAACACUUUGAUUGAUUCUGAAAGAAUGAUAUCUUGUGACCAUAUUGUUUGUGCCGCUUGUAGAUUGCAAGGCCCUACAUCAAAUAAUGGCAUCGUUCUCUGUGACGGCUGCGACAGAGGGUUCCACCAAAAUUGUUUAAACCCUCCUUUACUCACUGAAGAUAUCCCUGAGGCAGGAGAACGAUGGCUUUGCCCUGCAUGUGAUUGCAAGAUAAAGUGUAUAGAAUUAAUAAAUGAACACCAAGGGACAAAUCUUUCCAUUAAUGAUUCUUGGGAGAAAGUUUUUCCUGGGACAGCUGCGGUGGUAGACGGGCCUCUGCAAAAUGAUUUACCUGAUCUUCCUUCGGACGAUUCAGAAGACCAUGACUUUGACCCCAAUAUAUCCGAAGAACAUGUGGCUGGUCACAUGGAAGGAUCAUCAAAAGAGGAUGGGGAUGAAGGUUCAGACUCUGAUGACUCAAAUUUCAUCAUGUCUUCUGACAAUUCAGAACAUGUGAAGGAGAAAGAGAAAGUUGAUGACCUUGGAUUACCUUCAGAGGACUCGGAGGAUGGAGACUAUGAUCCAGAAGGUUCUUAUUCAGAUUAA